UAUUCAAUAAAAUUUUUUUUUAAACCUAAUGGAUCUCAUUAAAUGAGGAUUAAUAAGGUUUUAUUAUAAUAUUGCAAUGACAUUCAGUCGAGUUCUAUUAUUUCCUUCACAUUGCUCUUGAUUGCUGAUUAGCUUAGAACUAGUAAAUAAUAAAAGAGAAAGGAACUUUCAAGGCAAUAAAAGAUAUAAAUUGGUGGAUUGUGAAUUGAUAUUCAGGAAGAGUGGAAAAUUUAGAUAGGUAGGUCGGGAGCUCGAGCCGAGAUGGGUCUUGUGAGGCUUCCUGAGAAGGUCUGGCUAAGGCUGUGAAACUGAUCAAUUAAGAUUUGAUCAUUUUUGAUCAUGUUGAACAGUUUCACAGCCUUCAGUCAGGCUAGGUCCAUAAAAGUGUCAUGCUAAGCUCUUCAUAGUGUCAAGCCAGUCUUUUUGAUACCAAACUUCAUUUAUUUUAGGUAAGCACAGCUCAAAAUGACCCAACUCACAAACACACUUCUCAUAUCCACAAUCCUCAUUUUAUCAACAUCAUCAUCAACUUCACUAGAAACCAACACCGUCCCAGGAAGCAACCACUUAACCUGCAAGCAUAUUUUUGAGUUUUUUCAUCAUUUUUCGUCCGGUGACUUUUCAACCCUCAAUUGUGUCAUGCAGAAGCUCAACAUCCAUGCAACUGAGAACCUCAAAGAGUGCAGAAGCUUUGGAUCACUAACACUUGAUGACUCGAUAACAAGCAGGCGAUACAGUUCAGCAUUUAAUGCCAUUUUCAUCACAAAUCGACUUUGUCAACAUAAUUUCGAUAAAGUUUAUUCAGACUUUUUUGACAAUAUGCGGCGGUUCUAUAGAGGACAUGUCAAGAAGAACAAGAUGAAUUGUUAUUUGAAGAAAUUAAGGCAAAUUAAUACGGAACCGACAUCGAAUGAGAAUGUUGGUGAGAUCUGCAAACCUGUUUUUGUGGAAAUUGAAAGAUUUUUGCUGGAAAUCCGAGAAAAUCUCGUUGAUGACUUAAAUGAAGAGAAGAUCAGCAGCUGCAUUGGAGAGGAUUUGGUUGAUGAGAAGGUUAAAGAUCGGCUGCACUUUAAAAUAAUGGGAAGUACCAACUAUUCAGAAGAGGAGCUUGUGGAACUGAAGAAUAAGCAUUUGGGGCUGUUUAAGAGGUUUGAGGAGAAACGGGCUCAGUGCUUUUUGCAUAAUUUUUAUUAUAACCAAAAUUAAAUGUUAAUUUAAAUUAUUUUUCUGAGAAACUAAGUUUAUAAUCCCGAGCAACACAUUUUAAGAACGGCGCUCAUGCGGCUGCCUAAAUAAAAAAAGUCAAAUAUUAGUGCAAAUUUAGAAUUUUUGUUGUUUGAGUUUACCGAGCUGCACAUAGUUUUUAUGGGAGCCGAGUGGUUACCAAAAAGUGGCUGCCACUUAGCUGUUGCCACCAACUACAUCAUAUGCUGUUCGGGUUAAACAUCUCAAAAUAGACUCUAUAGCAAUAGCUUAACACAACCUUAUCAGCUCCCAAAUGCAUCAAAACAUCAAAUUCAAUCAUAUCAGAUGAUCCACUUGACCUACAAUGUCAAACAUUUGUAUACACAACAAAUGCGGUCUUUCAUGUCUAAAUUGAAUGUUUUGAGUAAUUUUACAUAUGAAAUAAAGCAACAAUAAUGCUCAGGAACUUACUGAUAACGUUGUGUACUGCGCAAAAAUAACUAGGAAUAUUUGCA
This is a messenger RNA of Chironomus riparius, 1700 nucleotides long. The record is from the annotation of a GenBank genome assembly. Lineage: Eukaryota; Metazoa; Arthropoda; Insecta; Diptera; Chironomidae.